AUGGUUGCCCUCGACGUAGUCCACGCCUCCAAUAGCAGGCUCCGCGAGCUUGGCCCUGGCCUUGUAGCUUUAUUCGUUGGUGGAACCAGUGGCAUUGGCGAAUUUACUUUGAAAGCAUUUGUUCAAAACACCAUCUCCCCCAAAGUCUACAUCGUUGGCAGAUCAGCCCCAGCCGCGGAACGAAUCAUCGAGGAAUGCAAAGCUAUCAAUAAGGAUGGGAACGUUGAAUUCUUGCAGGCAAAUGUGACGGAAUUAUCAGAGGUAGAUAGGGUGUGCAAGGAGAUUGAGAAGAAGGAGUCUAAGAUCAAUUUGAUUGUUCAGACGCAAGGAAACUUGACCUUAGCUGGUAGACUGGAGUCACCGGAAGGUAUUGAUCGUAAGUUCACCCUAAACUUCUACUCGCGCAUGCGCUUCAUCGAAAACCUCCGGCCCCUCCUCAGAACUGCAACGAUAACAGCUCCUCACUUCUCCCGAACCCUAAGCGUCCUCAGCGCAGGCCAUGGCGAAGGGAAGCUCGACUUCGAUGACCUAGAGCUAAAGAAUAACUACUCUGGUGUUCGCUGUGCCACCCACACGAUAACCAUGAACAGCAUCAUGAUCGAGGAAUUCGCAGGCCGGGAUCCAGGCACCACAUUCGCCCACUCCUACCCCUCGGGCGUCAACACAGGCAUUACGAGAGAAUUACCUGUUUGGGCACGCGCUGGCUUCGCCCUUUUCAAGCCGUUGUUAUUGCCGUUUCUGGUCAGCGUUGAAGAGACGGGCGCGCGACAGCUUUUUAUUGCUACGAGUGGUAUAUAUGCACCUCUGAAGCCUGCUGGGCUUUUGGCAAGUGGUGUUCCAGCACCAAAGGGUAUGGAGAUUAUGGACGGUGUAGAUGGGAAGGUGGGAAGUGGGGCAUAUAUCGUAAAUUGGAAUGAUGAUAUUGCAACUAGCAAGAUAUUAAAGGAAUAUCGUGAGAAGGGGGUUGGGAAGACCGUGUGGGAACAUACCAUGGGGAUAUUUGAGAGGGUUGAGAAGGUCAAUAAGCUAAGGGCUGAGGCUUAUUCAAAGUGA
This is a messenger RNA of Lachnellula hyalina, 1053 nucleotides long. Its product is annotated as Oxidoreductase. Lineage: Eukaryota; Fungi; Ascomycota; Leotiomycetes; Helotiales; Lachnaceae. Gene Ontology annotation, biological process: secondary metabolic process. The coding region runs from base 1 to 1053 and encodes 350 amino acids. The record is from RefSeq and is a predicted model, not a curated record. The transcript is spliced from 3 exons.